UUUUUCGUUUGAAGUCAAUUCAAAUUAAAAAAAGAGACCAUUCCCCGGGGCGUUUAUUCAUUCACCUUCUCUAUAAAUGAUGGUCUAAAAAAAGGAUCAUCAAUUCACUCAAUAACGAGCAACAUUAAUCAGCAGAAGAAAAAAUGGAUCCUCGUAUAAACCAAGGCCAUACCAGUGAAGAUCAAGAAGAAGAAAGAGACUUAUUUGCAAAAUAUUUCCAAAACAACAUAGUAGGAAGAGGAGAAGAAAGAAACUACCAUCAAGGCAACACUGGAGAUAGAGGAAGAGGAAGAGGCCAUCACCAGCCAUAUUUCGUGAACAACAUAGGGGGAGGAGUCGGAGUCGGAGUCGAUCCUCAACCAUAUUUUCGCAGCACAAUUAUAAGAGUCGGAGAAGGAGAGGGAGGGGAUGGUCGUCAACCAUAUUUUGUGAACAACAUCGGCGGUGAAGCCCAAAUUUACCAAACAACUGUUAAACAAGGAGGAGUACUAAUCCUCAAUGAUCCAGGGGAAGAAGGAGGAGGCCCUCAGAGGCCAUAUUUUGAGAACAAUAUCGAAGGAGGAGGAGGAGGUGGUGCCAGUGGUAGUGAUGGAGUUCGGAUUUACCAAACAACUGUUAAAUCAGGGGAAAUAGGCUUCCUGAAUAAACCCGAUAACUAAUUCAAUGCAUCAAAUUGGAUGUUAUGUGCUUGAAUGGGUUUAAGUUUAGUUGCAGUUAAGUUUUAUGCAGUUCAUCAUGUCUUCGAUGAACUUAUUUGGGAGUUUAUAUUUGAGUAAAAGGUGUACUUGUGGAUGUUUGUAUACAGCCCAUCUCUGUUUUCAUGAAACAUGUUGUUCAAUAA
Asparagus officinalis (garden asparagus) is the source of this 841-nucleotide messenger RNA. RefSeq lists its product as uncharacterized. The transcript has 2 exons. Lineage: Eukaryota; Viridiplantae; Streptophyta; Magnoliopsida; Asparagales; Asparagaceae. Bases 144 to 659 code for a protein of 171 amino acids. The record is from RefSeq and is a predicted model, not a curated record.